AUGGCCGCCGCAACAUCCAAGCAGCGCCUAGCGCUCGCCAUCUGCGACUUCCUGUCGAGCUCGCUCACCGACGGGACCCUGUCCGCCGACGACAAGGACAGCAUCGACGUCGCCAUCAACUGCAUCGCCGAGAGCUUCAAGGUCGACCCGGCCGACAAGACGGCCGUGAACGCCGCCAUCGGCUCACAGAACCUCAUGCAGAUCUACGGCGUCUACGAGAAGCUCAAGUCUACCACGGCCGCUAAAUCCUCCGCCUCGUCGUCGUCAACCUCCUCGAAACUCCCCACCGACGAAGAAAAGGCCCGCGCCGAGGACCUCAAAGCCCAGGGCAACAAGGCCAUGACCUCCAAGGACUACGCCAACGCCAUCGAGCUGUACUCGCAGGCCCUAUCGCUUUACCCCGGCAACGCCAUCUUCCUGUCCAACCGCGCCGCCGCCUACAGCGCCGCCCGCGACCACGAGAGCGCGCGCGCCGAUGCCGAGGCCGCCGUCACCGCCGACCCCAAGUACACCAAGGGCUGGUCCCGUCUGGGCCUGGCCCGCUUCGCGCUGGGUGACGCCCGGGGCAGCAUGGAGGCCUACCGCCAGGGCAUCGAGUACGAAGGAAGCGGCGGCUCUGACGCCAUGAAGAAGGGAUUCGAGACGGCGAAGCGGCGCGUCGAGGAGGUCGAGGCCGAGGAGCGCGACAGCGGCAACCCCUUAUCCCGCGGCGCCUCCGCCAACGUCAACGUCAACCCGGGGGCCGGCGCCAGCAGCGGCGGCAUGCCUGACCUGAGCAGCCUGGCCGGCAUGUUCGGCGGCAACGGCGGCGGUAACGGCGGCAUGCCCGACCUCAGCUCCAUCAUGAACAAUCCCAUGUUCGCCAACAUGGCCCAGAGCCUCAUGUCGAACCCGGAGAUGAUGCAGAACCUGAUGAGCAACCCCCGCCUGCGCGAGAUGGCCGACCGCUUCAGCCAGGGCGGCGGCAUGCCCGACAUGUCCGCGUUGAUGAACGACCCCAAUAUUGCCGAGAUGGCCAGGAACAUGAUGGGAGGCGGUGGCCGCGGUGGUCCCCCGGGCUCCGGUGGGCAACAAUGA
Molecule: messenger RNA, 1077 nt
Organism: Xylaria bambusicola
Lineage: Eukaryota; Fungi; Ascomycota; Sordariomycetes; Xylariales; Xylariaceae
Product: small glutamine-rich tetratricopeptide repeat-containing protein 2-like protein
Exons: 2
Coding region: 1-1077 (358 amino acids)
Biological process (GO): post-translational protein targeting to endoplasmic reticulum membrane
Cellular component (GO): membrane; TRC complex
Molecular function (GO): protein binding; molecular adaptor activity
Source: RefSeq, a predicted model, not a curated record